AUGGAGCUGACGAGGGAACGUCGACAAAGAGAGCAGCUUGAGACCGAGCUGGCAAAGAAGGUCGAGAUGGCGAGGCACUGCAAGGACUCUCAGAAAGGUGAGGGCGGAAGUUCUUCGUCCCCGACCCCGCCUUCGUCGACGAAUGUGGAAGCGACGGCGGAAGGCGAAGGCUCAAGGCAGGAGGUGGAGGAGGGAGAUGCCGACCGCGACCGGCGCUCUGUUGAGGACCACUUGCGACAGGCUUUGGCAUGGAAGAGAAUCGGACGCCCUUUCCAUCCGCACCUCGAGGUGUGA
This is a messenger RNA of Symbiodinium sp. CCMP2456, 294 nucleotides long. The record is from the annotation of a GenBank genome assembly. Lineage: Eukaryota; Dinophyceae; Suessiales; Symbiodiniaceae.